AUGCCUUUAUUUGAAGGAGAAGACGCUUGUGGUUGGGUUUAUAAAGCAGAACAAUUAUUUGACAUGCAAGGUUUGGGCACAUCAUCGGAGAAGCUUAGGGCUGCUGUUUUAUGCAUUGAGGGUCCCGUGUUGUCAUGGUAUAGGUGGAAUGAACAACAGUCUCCAUUUCAAAGUUGGGAAGAGUUGAAACAUCGGUUGUUGGAUCGUUUCCAACCGUCCCAAUAUGGUAAUCUUUAUCAACAAUUCUUAGCAAUUAGUCAAGACUCAAGAGGGUACUGCACGGGAGUAUGUGGGAUUAUCUGA
Messenger RNA from Lactuca virosa, 303 nucleotides. Lineage: Eukaryota; Viridiplantae; Streptophyta; Magnoliopsida; Asterales; Asteraceae. The record is from the annotation of a GenBank genome assembly.